AUGAGAUCUGAAGGGAUGAGGUUGAGACAAAAGUUUGACCAUCCGGCAUCGUUACGUCACAUCCAUCUGUUGAGCCAGAUAGAGAGGAACUUGGCCAUCCAUAGGGUGAGAUGUAACCAAAAUUUCUUACUCCUGGCCGUCCUGACUGCAGAGCAUGCCAGGCCAGGGUUCAUGAAGUUCUACAUUGUUGUUUGGCCAUUGUUGGAUCACAUAACCUCAUGA
Molecule: messenger RNA, 222 nt
Organism: Pochonia chlamydosporia 170
Lineage: Eukaryota; Fungi; Ascomycota; Sordariomycetes; Hypocreales; Clavicipitaceae
Exons: 1
Coding region: 1-222 (73 amino acids)
Source: RefSeq, a predicted model, not a curated record